AAUAUGGAAUUAGCAGCGGGAUGAAGCCAUGGCCCAGGCAUCCCGACAUCCUGCCGGCACAUCCACGGGCCAAGGCCCGGCCUGCCGCAGCGGUCGUCGGGCAGCCGCCAGCCGCGGCAGGGCCUCACCCCGCGCUCCAGCCGGGGCAGGAGAUCUGAGAGCUGCAACAGGAGGAACAGUCUCAGCCUUCCCUUCUGCAAGCACGGCCCACCCCGAGCGCGCGGCGGGACCCGCCGGGCUCCCCACAGCACAAGCUGCCUGCGGCAGGCAGGGGCGCUGCCCCGACACCCCGCGCGCCCGUGACAGCAGAGCAGCACAGUGCAGUCUGCAGUCGUGGGCCCUUCCUCCUCGCAGCAGCAGCAUGGCACUUCCCCUUUUGGGCCUGCGUCCCCUUGCUGUCCCAUGGUCUCCCCUCCCCCAGGACAGCCAAGGCACGGGGAGGCGCUGAAGUUAUGUGCUCCACCCCAUGCCCUCUCCUCUGGGCACAAUCGGCCUGUUGUCUGGGGAUUAGCGCUCCAACACCCACACGAGGCCAGCCCCAUCAGCAGUAGCUUUCGCUGGUACCCAAAGCCUCUGGGGGCAGCUCAGCAGCAGGACCAGGGAGGAUGGGAGUGAGGGCUCUGCUCUGCAACGUGCCCAGGCACACGCACUGGUGCUGCAGAGCUGCAUCUUCUCGGCCAGUGACUGCUCCCAGGCCAACCCUGCCCUAGACGUGCCCCCAGCGGGGCUGGGGGAGGGAGGGGACGGACGUGCAGCAGUGCAGACCUUGGAGGAAGAGCCUGCCGGCCUGGGCCCUACCCUGACAUGGCUCCCCACUGCGACUCUGGGCAAGUCACUCCAAUCAAUGCUGGGUGCAGCACCCACCAGUGUCCUGGAGCCCGCCCUUCCCUCCCAGGAGAUGUGCCAAUGCACCAGGUACGAGUCGGGUGCAGCACGCUGGCUUCGGCUCCCACUGAGACCCAGUGGGAACUUGGCCAGGUUGGAAUUGGCUCACCACGACAAGUGGUUAUUAAUACCUCUCAUGGCGUCAGGGCACUGGCUGGGAACGUCCCUCCUGCCGAGCUGGCAGCUACAAAUGGCUCAAAAGGGGCAAGCACCAGGGGCUCAGAUGGCUACUGGGGUGGUCUGGCCUGACGAGGCUCCCUGCAAGCAUGGCAGUCCUGGCCCCUCACCUCCUCCUUGCUCCUCUGCGCUGGCCGGCUCCCGAGCACGUAGCGGGGCACCGAGACCACAGAGGUCUCUGGCCGAGCUGUCCCCGGACCCCAAGCACGAGACACGGAGCUGCUUCCAACACAGGACUCACUCCUUCCUGUUUCCCAGGGUAGCAUUUCUGACCCGGGGAGGGAGCUCAGCAGCACAUGACCCAGGCAGCCCCGGCAGGCCACAGCCUUGCCAGGACCAGCACGGAGCAGCCUCCAGUCCCACACAGGCCACUUCAUCAGCACUGAGCGCAGGAACCCAACCCCAGCCCAAACAAGAGCAAAAGCUGCCCACAGGGUCAGGCUUACUGCCCAUCUGCCGGGAGGCCCAGGGCUUUGCAGGACAGCAGCCCCUCCUGCUCUGGUCAAAUGCGGUCCGCAGCGGCACCGCUCCCCAGCUGGAGACCAGCAUGUGUGCCCGAGGCAGCCAGUCUGGACCCUACCAGGCGCCACCGUCACCAACAGAACGGAGUCUCCCCACCUGGGACAGGAUCACUGGUGACACCGUCUCCUCCCCAUGGGAUUUGCCCCAUGUACCUGAGCCAAGCUGCCCUCCCCAGGCCAGCGGGAAAGCCCCUGCCCAUGAGGGCCAAUGCGCUCUGCUUCCAGGCCCUUGCCUUGCACAAUUUUCUUCAGCCACACAGUCCCCACAGCCUUCACUUGGAGGCACCAGGUCACUUUGUGCCAAGCCCCGUUGUAGAGGAGAAGAUUAAAAUUAACUCCAGGCCAGGACCACCA
This is a messenger RNA of Alligator sinensis (Chinese alligator), 1937 nucleotides long. Its product is annotated as transcription initiation factor TFIID subunit 4-like. Bases 845 to 1912 code for a protein of 355 amino acids. The transcript has a single exon. The record is from RefSeq and is a predicted model, not a curated record. NCBI's taxonomy places the organism in Eukaryota, Metazoa, Chordata, Crocodylia, Alligatoridae.